Dermatophagoides farinae (American house dust mite) is the source of this 1943-nucleotide messenger RNA. RefSeq names its product E3 ubiquitin-protein ligase NRDP1. The record is from RefSeq and is a predicted model, not a curated record. Lineage: Eukaryota; Metazoa; Arthropoda; Arachnida; Sarcoptiformes; Pyroglyphidae.
AAAAAUGAUCAACAACAAAAAAAAAAUUACAAGUUUCAGACACACACACACAGGACAAGAUAAAUGUGAGUAAUAAUAUAUUGAACGUCGUAUAUACAUUGAAAUGUAAUGCAAUCAUCAUCACACAGUUAAAAUAUGUACCACUACUACUACUACUACUACUACUAUAUACGUAUACAUUUUUUAGAUGACGACUGAAAAAAAAAGACUUGCCUCGUGAGGUUGAAGAUGUGUCACACACACACUCAGACACAAAUAUUGAAAAAAAUUCAUGAGUUACGCAUGCUCACGAUGUGUUUUUUUUUGUGUAUUAAAAGGAUAUCCUUUGUAAAUAAAAGAGUAGUGGUAUUGUAAAAACAUGAUUAAAAUUGAUGAACGGAAAUCGAUAUUUUUAUAAUAUAAAAAAAUGAGUUGUUGUGGUGUGUGUGUAUGUGUGUAUGUGUGGUGUGGGUGAGUAGCAUGAUUUUGAAAAGGAAAAAGAAUAUGAUAAAUGAUGAAAGUGAUGAACGAAUCGAUCAUCGAUUUUUCUUUAUAUAUAUAUAAUUGUGUGUGGAUGUAUUUGCAAAGGUGCGCAACUCACGCUAUAGUUAUUAAUAAAUUAUAAUUGAAUGAAUGAAUGAAUGUGAAUCGGAAUUCUUCUUUUUUUCCAGAUAUUAACUGAUUAAAUUGGAUUAUGAUGUCAAAUUAAAUAAAUCAAAUAGAAUUCGUCAUUCGUUACACGUCAACACUGUAUAUAUAUAAACACCGCCGCAAAAAAAAAAUUAACAAACAAUAGAUGACCAUGGAAUGGCGGAAUAAAUCCCGAUAUAUACACGUCAUACGCUCACACAAAUUAUAUUGUUCAUUCUUCUUCGGGAAAAAAAGAGAGAGAUCAAGGAUUUAUUUCAAGGUAAACCGAUGAUUAUUAGUAAUACAUAUUACCUUUACACAAAUUUGCUAUCAAAAUAACAUUGGAUUAAUUCCAAAAAAAAAAAAAUUAAAAAUCAAAACACAAUGUUAAUGUCACAUGAAUUAUUACGUCAUCGGACUAUCAUGCUACGAAUAAGUCAAAUGAUUUUUUUUUCAAAUUGGCAAAAAAAAAAUUCAAUUCAAAAUCAAAUACAUCGGUCUACAACAGAUGGCCGUACUGAUGAUGUUUAUAUAUAUAUAUUUGUGAUUUCAACCCCUCUCCCUCCUCGUUGUUGAUAUGAUUCGAAUCAUCACCAUUAGAAUCAGAAAAUCAGAUUGGCCAAACCUAAAAAUAAUUUCCAUUUAUUGAAACAACAAUAAUUGGAUCAUCAUCAUCAUGGGUUUCGAUACAGAUCGUUUUGAAGAUUCAGAAAUCAGUGAAGAGCUUAUCUGUUCAAUUUGUACUGGUGUAUUAGAAGAUCCAUUGACCACACAUUGUGAUCAUUUAUUCUGUAAUGAAUGUAUUAAUGAUUGGCUUCGUCAUCAUCAUACAUGUCCAAUUGAUCGUUGUCCAUUACGAACUUGUAUGUUGAAACGUGCACCACGUGCUAUACGUAAUUUGAUUAAUCGUUUAAAAAUUUAUUGCCCAUAUCGUGAUGAUGGCUGCGAACAAACAAUACGUUUAGAACAAUAUGAUCAACAUCAAUUAGAAUGUCAAUAUAAUCCUGAUAGUAUGAUCAAAUGUAAAUUAUAUUGUCAACGUUUAAUGAAACGUCGUGAUCUUAUUGAACAUGAUUGUAUCAAUGAAAUGUCACAGAUGAUUAAAUAUCAAAAUGAACAGAUUAUUGAUCGUGAUGAAAAAAUACGUAUACUUUAUCAAUUAAUAAUCAUUUCAUUUUCAUUAUUUUUGAUUAUUUAUCUAUUUUUACCAUUUACUGUAUUGAUUGAUCAAUUUGGUCGUUUAUCAAAAUUUAUCUGGAACCUGUUUUGUUUGAUUGGUUAAAAUUGUUGUUGUUUGAAAAAAAACCAACAAACAAACGAAAAACAAAACAAAC